AUGUCCCCCUCCCGUCACCCACCUUCACCGUCGCCCUCGCUUUCCCCCACUGUCGCUUACGCUCCCACCCAUCGUCGCUCACGCUUCCCCCUACCUUCUCCCACGCUUCCCCUCUCAUCAGCCACGCUUCCUCCCACCGUCGCCCUCGCUUCCUCCCACCGUCGCCCUCGCUUCCUCCCACCGUUGCCCUCGCUUCCUCCCACCGUCGCCCUCGCUUCCUCCCACCGUCGCCCUCGCUUCCUCCCACCGUCGCCCUCGCUUCCUCCCACCGUCGCCCUCGCUUCCUCCCACCGUCGACCUCCCUUCUCUCCCACCUCUCUCCAUGUCGUCAUUACUCCCCUGCCUAUCACGUUCCCCCUCUUCACCAUCGCGUCUCCACCCAUGCCGCCCACCCUCUCAUCCCUUCCCAUCGCAUUUAGGGUCGUCGUUGUACUCAUUCCCUAUUGCCUCGUUAUCUCACUCAUGCUCUCCCCAUUACCACCUUUUCUACUCCUACCAUCGCCCAUGGUGACCACCCCACCCUUGCACCCUUAUUUCCUUCUCAUUCUCCCUCCCCAUCAGCCUCUCACCCACCCUGGGCGGGGAGGUGGUGAUGAGGCUUUGGAGCAGAGUGUUGGGGGCACAGCCAGGGCAGCGCGUGCAGGCGGGCAGCAAAGAGUGCAAUACUGCAGGGGGCGGGUUAGGGGAGCGGGGGAGGCGGGGAUGAGGGAGAGAGGGUGCAGGGAUCCUUCUAUCCCCCUUAUACCCUGCCACACUUUUACCUCUUGCCCUCCUCCCUUACUCCGUUCCGUCGUUCCCCCUCAGCCGUCCUCCUCUCCCUCUCCCUUCCUCCCUUCCUCCAUCUCUUUGCCUCACUACCCUCUUUACCCUCUCUGUUGCCCGUCCUCCCUUCCUACCGUCCUCCCUUCCUCCUGUCCUCCCUUCCUCCCGUCCUCCCUUCCUGUCUUUCUUCCUCUCCUCAUCCUCCCUCGAUGCAGUCCCCCUUACUCUUUCCAUCUCCCACUCUCCCUCUCCCUUCCUCACGCCAACCCUGCUCCUCCGUUACACCCUUCUACCCAAACCCUUGUACCCAGCCGCACAUUUUCCUCUCAUCCCCCCAUCAUCUCAUCCCCCCAUCAUCUCAUCCCCCCAUCAUCUCAUCCCCCCAUCAUCUCAUCCCCCCAUUAUCUCAUCCGCCCAUCAUCUCAUCCCCCCAUCAUCUCAUCCCCCCAUCAUCUCAUCCGCCCAUCAUCUCAUCCACCCAUUAUCUCAUCCGCCCAUCAUCUCAUCCGCCCAUCAUCUCAUCCCCCCAUCAUCUUAUCCCCCCAUCACCUCAUCCCCCCAUCAUCUCAUCCGCCCAUCAUCUCAUCCAGUCGGGAUGAGUAUAGGGUUUGA
This is a messenger RNA of Closterium sp. NIES-65, 1374 nucleotides long. The record is from the annotation of a GenBank genome assembly. NCBI's taxonomy places the organism in Eukaryota, Viridiplantae, Streptophyta, Zygnematophyceae, Desmidiales, Closteriaceae.